GCACCGACCGAAACACAAAAGGGUUUCAAAGCAAAGCAGCGGUCGACCUUCAGUGCACGGGAAAGCAUCGUCCCUUCAGAGUCUCGUUGAUUUGCACUGGAACAGGCUGAAAAACAGUGGAAAUAAGCUGAUAGUGCCAGUAUUGAGUGGGGCACCGAAAAGUCGUGUUUAUCUCAAAAAAAGACUGGCUUAUUAGAUACGGUGUCAGUUAUUUCGUUUGUGCAACGCCAAUUGCUUCGGAACAAUGGGUGAAAUCAGCGAUUGGCGUCCAUUUGUUUACGGCGGUGUUGCAUCGAUAACCGCAGAGUUUGGAACGUUCCCCAUCGAUACAACCAAGACGCGACUGCAAGUUCAAGGUCAGAAAAUUGACCAAUCUUUUGCGGAGCUCAAAUACCGAGGCAUGACGGAUGCAUUCGUGAAGAUUUCCAAACAGGAAGGGAUGAAGGCGCUGUACUCGGGCAUUUGGCCGGCCGUUUUGCGACAGGCGACGUACGGAACGAUCAAAUUCGGCACUUACUACACGCUGAAAAAGAUUGCCACCGAGAAGGGUUGGCUACUGGAUAAGUCCGGCAACGAGAAUGUCUGGUGCAACGCUGCUUGUGCGACGGUGGCAGGAGCCGUUUCCAGUGCCAUUGCCAACCCGACGGAUGUGCUGAAGGUACGGAUGCAGGUGCACGGGAAGGGAACAAAUAACGCCGGUCUGGCGAGGUGCUUCAAGGAGAUUUAUGUGCACGAGGGCGUGCGAGGGUUGUGGCGGGGGGUUGGCCCGACGGCACAACGAGCGGCUGUGAUAGCGGCAGUAGAACUGCCAGUUUACGACUUUUGUAAACUGCACUUGAUGGAGACCUUUGGCGAUCAGGUGGCUAAUCAUUUUAUAUCUAGUUUUAUUGCGAGCUUAGGAAGUGCCAUUGCUUCGACUCCGAUUGAUGUGAUUAGGACUCGUCUUAUGAAUCAACGGCGUGUUCAGCUGCAGGUACAAAAUCUAGGACCCGGAGGUGGAAGCGGUGUCGGUGGCGGAGGUGGUCCCGGUGUUGCUGGUACUGCUGCUGCGAUCGCAUCUCCCAGCCGCAGAAUCUAUACCGGCAGCGUAGACUGUGCUAUUCAAACUGUUCGGAACGAAGGUUUUCGGGCACUGUACAAGGGUUUUAUACCGACGUGGGUGCGAAUGGGUCCCUGGAACAUUAUCUUCUUCAUCACCUACGAGCAGCUAAAACGACUUUACUAGAACGGAAUGGCGGGGUUAUUUUUAAGUAGAAAAAUUGAAUCUUCAUUGAAAGUGAAGCAUUUAGGGUUGACAUCUUGGUGCUCCCUGGGAGCGGAAACGGGGGAAAAUGUCUGUCAUCCAUCAGCAUUAUCAUUAUUUAAAUGCAUUUGCGUCUAUCGCUUUCACUUUGUACCAAAGUUAAUUUUAGUCGAUGCAUUUCCGGAUUUUUUUUACCCGAUUGAUUUCCGUAGCAGCCGAGAUUGUAUACUGUUAAUUUUAAUUCACCUUAUUGGUCUGAUAGUACAAGUAGUUUGUAUCAAAACUCACUCAUUAAAACUCACUAUGCUUUUAGUAGAAAACAGAGACGCAAAACCUAACCGAUACUGCAGUUCCCAAAAUUGAAUCAGACUCGGUCCGCAAAACGUGAUUGUUUGCCUUAGUGAAGAAUGUCGCCAUUGGAGGGAACGUGAAACUUAGUAGCAAAUCCAAACUAAUUGUUGUAAAACUGUGAAUAAAGGAUCGCGAUUUCAUGUUUC
Molecule: messenger RNA, 1740 nt
Organism: Wyeomyia smithii (pitcher-plant mosquito)
Lineage: Eukaryota; Metazoa; Arthropoda; Insecta; Diptera; Culicidae
Gene: Bmcp
Product: mitochondrial uncoupling protein Bmcp
Exons: 6
Coding region: 245-1225 (326 amino acids)
Biological process (GO): transmembrane transport
Source: RefSeq, a predicted model, not a curated record